AUAUAUCAGAAAUAAAAUAAAGUUUUGGGCCCAAGAGUAUCUUAGUAUAUAAACACACACGCGUUCUCGUCUUCUCCGUCACACAUUGAUUUUGUUUUCACUGCUUAUCUCAACUUCUCAUCAUCAUGGGUUUGAAGGAGGACUUCGAGGAGCACGCUGAUAAAGUCAAGAAACUCACCACGAAACCAUCUGACGCUGACUUGCUCAUCCUCUACGGUCUCUUCAAGCAAGCCACCGUCGGGCCAGUGGACACCAGCCGUCCUGGAAUGUUCAGCAUGAAGGAAAGAGCCAAGUGGGAUGCUUGGAAGGCCGUUGAAGCAAAAUCGACGGAUGAGGCUAUGAGUGACUACAUCACCAAGGUGAAGCAACUUCUGGAAGCUGAGGCUUCUGCUGCUUCAACUUGAUGAAUAUAAUAUGAUUCACCAAAAGCUCCACUGCAAUAAUUCCAUCUAAGUUUCAAUAACUUAGCAUAAGACUUUGUUCUUGUUGCUUCUUGUGUUUCUCUCGUUAUGAAUCUAUUUUGUACUUUGUGACUUUCGUCUUGAUUUAAAAAAAAAAUCCUAUCGUUUUUUUUUCUU
This is a messenger RNA of Raphanus sativus (radish), 578 nucleotides long. RefSeq names its product acyl-CoA-binding protein. Bases 126 to 404 code for a protein of 92 amino acids. Gene Ontology annotation, biological process: fatty acid metabolic process. Gene Ontology annotation, molecular function: fatty-acyl-CoA binding. The record is from RefSeq and is a predicted model, not a curated record. Lineage: Eukaryota; Viridiplantae; Streptophyta; Magnoliopsida; Brassicales; Brassicaceae. The transcript has 4 exons.